CAGCCAUAAGUUCGACUUUAAAGGAAGUGAAAGAAAUUAGGAUUCUUCUGCUGGGUAAAGAUGUGUCAACAAACAGUCGAGUGGGAAACUUCAUGUUGGGAAGAUCAGCGUUUGAUAGUGAAGCUCCUCCAGAUGAUCAUCAGAUUGAGAGAGUCAGAGGAAAAGACAUGAUGAUCAUCAACUGUCCUCAUCUGCUCCAGCUGAACCUCUCAUAUCAUCAGAUCAUACAGACAGUGAGAGAGUGUGUGGAUCUGUCUCAUCCAGGACCUCAUCUCAUCCUUCUCAUACUACAACAUCAUGACUUCAGUGAGGACGACAAACAGAGAGUCAAGUUUGUGCUGAAGUGCUUCAGUGAUCAAGCGAUGAAACACACAAUACUGCUGACCACUGGUGAAGAUAAACCAACAGCUGUCAUUCAUGAGUUAACUACAGAGUGUGGAGGACAUCUUCAUCUGGACAGUGACACUGAGGGAUGGUCCUCUAAAAUAUCCCACAGCCUGGAGAAGAUAGUCAAAGAACACCAUGAUGAAUAUCUCAGAUGUAAGAAAGUUGAUGAUACAGAAGAAGGAUCAUCGGUGGAUGAAGAGUCGAGCAGAUCAUUCAGAUCAGAGGAAGAAUCUGAUGUAGAGGAAGAAAAACACAGAGACACUCAGACAGAGAAAAAGGAAACAAAAAGUCGUCUACGCAAUUUACCGAUAUUAAGGCGCUACUGGAGUACUACAGAGCAAAGUCCAGAUCAUGAUCGACAAAACAGAGGUGUACCAGUCAUCAGCAAAGAGAAGCUGAAUUUGGUGCUGUGUGGAAGUGAUGAAUCACUGAAGACCUUUGUAUUAGAACUUAUAAGAGAAAAAAGCAAAAGUCUUUCUGUUUCACAUGAGAGAGAGCUGGAGGUGUGUGGACGUCUGAUCAAUCUGAUGGAGCUUCCAGCUCUGACUCAACUCUCUGAAGAUGAAGUGAUGCUUCAGACUCAUCACUGUUUGUCUCUGUGUGAUCCUGGAGUUCAUGUGUUUCUCCUCAUUCUUCCAAAUGCUCCACUCACUGAUGAAGAUAAAGCAGAAAUGAAGAAGAUCCACAGAGUAUUCAGCUCAAGAAUCAACAAACAUCUCAUCACUGUCAUAAUUAAGAUUAAGCGUAAAUGGUUAAGUAAAAUCAGUAUGUUCCCUUCUUCAGCUACUCAAACAGUAUCUCAAGAGUUUGAAGGUCAUCAUUUUGUUUUAGAGAAUAAGUCUCAGAUACCAUCACUUCUUCAGGAUGUGGAGCGUACGGUCCAGGAGAACAGCGGAGGAUCUUACACAACCUUCAUGUUUCUGCAGGCUCAAAUAGAAGUGGAGAGAAACAAACACAGAGAUGAAAUAGAGGAACUGAGAAAAACUGUCAUGAGAACACAGAGAACAGCAGCAGCAGGUGUAUCACACAGUGAAGAUGAUGAUCUGAGGAUUGUGUUGUUGGGAAAGACUGGUGUUGGGAAAAGUGCCACAGGAAACACAAUACUGAGAAGAGAUGCUUUUAAAUCAUUACUUACAGCAGGUUCAGUGACCAGACAGUGUCAGAAAGAAACAUCUGAAAUCAAGAGAAGAAAGAUCACUGUCAUUGAUACUCCAGGACUGUUUGAUACCGAAGUUGAUAAUGUUGACAGCAGGAAGGAGAUUGUAAAGUGCAUCUCAAUGGCAGCUCCUGGACCACACGCGUUUCUUCUGGUGCUUCAACUGGGACGAUUCACUCAAGAGGAGAAAGAUGCGGUGAAGAUGAUCCAGGAGAGUUUCGGAGAAAAAUCCAGUAUGUACACAAUGCUAUUGUUCACCAGAGGAGAUGAUCUUAAAGGAACAACCAUUGAGGACUUUCUUAAAAGUAAUGAUAGCUUACAGACCAUCAUCAGACAGUGUGGAAACAGAUAUCAAGUGUUCAAUAACAAUGAGACUAAAGAUCAUACACAAGUUAAUGACCUGAUAGACAAGAUCGGCUGUAUGAUGGCAGUAAAUGGAGGCAGUUACUACAGCAAUGAGAUGUUCCAGCUGGUGGAGAAGAACAUUAGAGAGGAACAAGAGAGAAUAAUGAAAGAGAAAGAAGAAGAGAUCAAGAGAAGAGAGGAAGAUCUAAAAGCCAAAUAUGAAGCAGAAUCAGAAAAACUAAAGAAAGAGAAUGAGAGAGAAAGAGAAGAGAUGCAGAAUGAACUGCGAAGAAGAGAAGAAGAGUUUAAGAUGAGAAAAGAGGAGAUCAAGAAAGAAACUGACGAGAAUCUACAAAAAGAGCUGCAGAGUAAACUGAGCGAGCAGCAAAAAGAAUUUGAAGAAGAGAUCAAAAGGAAAGAAAAGACUUUACAUGAACAACAAGUCAACUUUAUUAAAUACCUGGAGGAGAAACAUGAGAGAGACAAACAAAAUCUCCAAAAGAGAAUUCAAAGAGAAACAAGAGAACAAGCAGAACGUGAAUAUCUUCAAAAACUUGAUGAAGAAGUGGCUAAAGCCUUACAAAAAGCUGAAGAGAAACUCUCCAGUCGAUCAAAGAGAGCUCGUGAUUGGAGUCAUCAUGGAAGUUUUGUUGGAGGAGCUGCUGGAGGUUUUUAUGGUACAGGUGAAGAUCUCGUUCACUGGAUUAUCAGCAAAUGUUUAAAUCGUCAUGAUCAUCAGAACAUAGAGCAGAAUCCUGUAGUAAAGAUGAAGAAUCAUCCUGGUUCCUGCGUUCUUUUGUAUGAAGAUGGACGUGAUAAAGCUGUUUGUUUUACCCCUCCAUUAAAACCAGCUCAUCCAAUCACAGCAGAGGUCAAAGGUGACAGUGUGGUCCUGAAGGUUCCUUCAUCAUGUCCUAAUACAGUAGAGCUCAGAUUACUGUACAGAAUAAUGAAUGAGACUGACUGGAGAUCUCAAUCUGUACUGAAGGAUCAGGAGACUGUUACUCUGACUGAUCUGAGAUCAGACACUAAAUAUGAGGUUAAAUGUGCAGCAGUGGGAAAACUCAACUACACUGUUGAAUCUGAUGUAAUUCACAUCAAAGUCACAGACAAAAAGCUCAUGGAAGCAACAGAUUCUGUUAUUCAAAAUCUGUGUUUGACUGAAAACAAAUGCAGUAAACUUUUGGAAGAAUCCAGGACAACAACAUUUAAUGCAUUUCACAAGAAAAUUCAACAUAUGAAACAAAACUGUGAAACCUACAGACAAGAGUUCAGCGACAGGAUUCAGUCAGUUCAAGUGUGUGAAGAACGGACGUGUACUUUGAGUGAUAUUUUAAAAGCUCGUGAGGAAUCUCCAUUUAAAGAGCAAGAUCUGUUCAAGUGGAUCACAGAGAAAGAAGAAGAAUUAAAUACAGUUGGUGAGUUUCUUCAACAGUGUCUGGACUUUGGAGCUGAAGCGAGUAAACGUUUGGAGACAGUUUUGUCAGAUAUUAAGGUGAAGAACAUGGUUUGCUACACAUUCACUUCUCUUGAACAGCAGGAUUCGCUGCUUUCUGGACAAGACAAUUACCUGAAAUCUCAAAAACUGAGGAUGAAUUUAAACAAGACGCUUUGUGAAUGGACUGGAACAUGGCUCACUGGAAAGAUCAGGAAGAAAAUGAGAGAACAUUUAAAAUUUUUCAAAGAGCUGAUGAUGUCACAUGACACUGAAUCCACAAAAUUUAUGAUUUUCUCCAAAGACCACCAAAAUCAUCCUGGUUCCUGUGUUCUUCUGUAUGAAGAUGGAUGUGAUGAAGCUGUUUGCCUUACUCCUCCAUUAAAACCAGCUCAUCCAAUCACAGCAGGGGUCAAAGGUGACAGUGUGGUCCUGAAGGUUCCUUCAUCAUGUCCUAAUACAGUAGAGCUCAGAUUAAUGUACAAAAUAAUGAACGAGCCCGACUGGAGAUCUCAAUCGGUACUGAAGGAUCAGGAGACUGUUACUUUGACUGAUCUGAGAUCAGAUACUCAAUAUGAGAUUAAAUGUGCAGCAGUGGGGAAGCUCAACUACACUGUGGACAGUGAUGUCAUAAGAGUCAAAACUGAGGGAUGUCCAACGAUGAGAACAGGUGAUGGUCACAAUUCAUCAGACUGUUUGAGAAUUGUUUUGCUCGGGAAGUCAGGAAGUGGAAAGAGUGCAACAGGAAACACAAUACUGGGAAGAAAAGAGUUUCAGAGUAUAUUUGGAGUAGAAUCAGUGACGACAGUUUGUAAGCGAGGAGAUUGUGAAGUUGAUGGUCGAUCAGUAGCUGUUGUUAAUACUCCAGGUCUGUUUCAUUCAAGAAUGUCAAAUGAAGAAUUACAAGAAGAAAUCAUAAAAUGUGUUUCACUGUCAGCUCCUGGACCUCACGCCUUCAUCAUUGUGUUGAGUUUGGGUAGAUUCACUCAGGAGGAGUCAGAGACUGUAGAUCUAAUGAAAAAGAUCUUUGGUCCUAAAGUUAUACAGUUCAGCAUCAUUCUGUUCACAAGAGGAGAUGAUCUUGAGGAUCAUUCUAUAGAGGAUUAUGUGAAGAACCACUGUGCUGGACUGAAGAAACUGAUCAGAGACUGUGGAGACAGAUACCUGGCCUUUAAUAACAGAGAAACACAAGACAGAACUCAAGUGACUAAACUGAUAAAAAUGAUAGAAGAGAUGAAAACAAAUCAGGGCAGAUGUUUCACUAACAGCAUGUUUGAGGAAGCAGAGAUGAGCAUUCAAAAGAGAAUAGAGAAAAUACUGAAAGAAAAAGAGAGAGAAAUUCAAGCACAAAUGGAGAAAUUUCAAGUCAAAUAUGAAACAGAAAUGGAAAACAUGAAGAAGAGAUUAGACAAAGAGCUAGGCAGAAGAGAAAAAAAAUAAACUGGGAAUUACAGUUUUUUUCAACUGCUUACACACAUUUACCAAAGUUUUCCUCUUUUUUUUCAAAACUUAACACACAAAUUCAAGAAUUGCACACCCAAGAUGCUAAAUGCCUCAUGUCUCUUUCAAAAUGAAACACCACAGUCAAAAUAUCACAAACAUAUUUCAAAAGCAAACAUUUGUCUUACAUUGUAAACACCUUUACCCUAAAGUUAUAUUUAUGAAUUUGUGAUAUAAACACUGUUUUUCAAAACCCAUAGCUCUUUUUUCUAAAAGCUUGCAUAUACAUGAUUGAAUGUAAUUGGGAGAGAGCUGUAGAAUAUAUACAGUAUACUCUAUAGAAACAAACGGUGCUAUAUAGCACCAAAAGGGGUUCUUUGCUCGUAAUCAGAACCGUUAUUACAGUUUUUUACGAUUGCUAUGACAGAUUUUUCAAUACUUUUAACAAGUUUCCAAAACUCUUAACACAGUUAGCACUACAUCCGCCUGUGUAUGCUAUACUAUUAACACUUUUCUUGCUGCUUUAACACAAAAUUCAUAUAAUUAACACAAAUUUAAAAUGCUUGAGCUUCUUUUACAUACAAGCUCAAACAAGACCAAAACAAUAGAUUUUUAAUGUCAAAUUUACGAAUGCUUUCACACAGCAUGUCAAAACAGAUAACAUCAUGUGCUAAACCUCACUUAUAGUCAAAGUAAACAGCUGUUUAUAUCAUGAAUUGAAACAUAAAUAUAUACUCUGUAUUUUAUUCCAUUGGCAUAGAAAAACAACUUAUUGUACCAAUGCAAAUAUAAAUCACAGCUGAUUCCCACCUAGGAAACACACUCAGGUUCUUUCAAUUGCAUGACCAUAUGGUAUACAAUAGAGUAAAGGAGAACCUCUUUAGGUCGAUCUUGUGUGGAAAGGGAACAAUAUGAGCGACACAAAAAAUAAGAUAUAUGUCUGCAAGAGUCAGCGGAAGACCACCAGGACAAGGGAGAGGUUUUCCUCCAGUCCCACCUGGAUGCAAUAGAUGGUGCAUUCAUCACACCUGAACACUGUCAGGGGUGGAAAAGACAUGGCAAAGAUUCCCCACAAGAUGCCUUGACAGAGAAGACAUCAGGUGUGAUGUGAAUGAGAACAUGUGGCCAAAUAGAAACGCAAUAGAUUAGAUGAUGGGAUUUUCAUUUUUACUUUAUUUUUCAGUGGCAUUUUCUGUUUGUAUUUGUUGUCUCUUCAUAUUCUGCACCGCUGUUGAGUUUCUCCAAGGUGAUUUUUGCCUGUCAUUCUUCUUUCUGACUUUUACAGGAGCAAUAUCAUUGAUUGCACUCUUAAUGCUUGGAAAAUGUAACUAACUAAGUAUUGUCCACCUCUGCUAUCAAGUCAACUAAAUUCAAUUUAAGAUGAUGAUAGUCAGCAAUUUUGUUGAAUGUUUGCCACUCAACAGGGCGAGCUCCUGCGUGGUCAGUGACGUCAAUGCAUACCCUUUAUAAGGAUAACCCCUAACUCAAAACUUAUGUGAAUGCCAACAGAAACAAUCAGUCAUGUCAGAGAAUGUUGAUGCAUGUGUUAAUGAAACAAGACAAAGUAAUGUUUGAAUUUUCUUUUUUAAUAUUCUUAAUCUCACAAAUCUCUUGUUCAUGUAUUUAUCUUGUUCUCUUCUUUAUUAUUUAGAGUUUAUUGUAGCUCGUGUUUUUGUUGCAUAUAAAUACAAAAGAAUGAUCAUUUUGUUUCUGUGUUUUAAUCGUAAAUUAACUUUACAGUAUACAGCUUGUGUAUUGUUGGCUGCUUGGUAACAGAUGUAUUGAGUAUUGAAAAUGAUAGAUUCCCUAACUAUAAGAAAGAUAUGAAUCCUAAACCACAUUUAAGAUUUCUGUAAUGUGAAUUUGCUAAAUGUCCUCAUUAUACAAAUCUUAAAAUCUCACUAGAGUCUAUAGUUUAUAUCCCUCAUCUUUAUCAUUAAAAUGACAACGUGAACAAUUUC
Molecule: messenger RNA, 6724 nt
Organism: Paramisgurnus dabryanus
Lineage: Eukaryota; Metazoa; Chordata; Actinopteri; Cypriniformes; Cobitidae
Source: RefSeq, a predicted model, not a curated record